UAUACAACAAGUUGCUGCACAUUUUUUGACAGCUAAAAUUUCGUUGUCAAAGGAGGAUUACACCUCUGUCACUCUUGAUAAUUUAAAGAGCUCUGAUCAACCUGAUGAUGGUAAUACUAAUAGGAGUAUUCAAGAAAUUUUGAAGGAACUUAUGCAACAUGCGGAUGAUAAAACCCAAAAGUCAUGUGGGUGUUGCAGAAAAGGACGAGUGAGGCAUAAUUGGGAUGGUUUUAAAGAUCAACUGCGUGAUUAUAUGGAUCCCUCUGGAGAAAUAACUCUUGAAAGGCUUGAAGCAUGGAUGGAAAGGGCACGCAACAAUUGUUUGUUUCUUGCAAAUACUUUAAGCAGUGCCAUGGAAGUCGCAGAUUGUCUUAACAAAAUAAUCAGUGUGAUUCUAAUCUCGGCAACUUUCAUAUUAUGGCUGCUUCUCACUAGGUUGGCUUCCACAAAAGUACUUGUUCUCAUUGCAUCACCAUUGCUUGCUGCAACUUUUGUAUUUGGAGACACUUGCAAGAUCCUAUUCCAAGGCGUCUUCUUUGUCUAUGCGAUUCAUCCUUUUGAUGUUAGUGAUUUAUGUGUCAUUGAUGGGACUAUGAUGGAGGUAAGAACAAUUGGCAUUUGGAAAACAACCUUCACAAAAGUUGGUACACAAGAGAAAGUGAUAUAUCCAAAUUCAGAGUUGUCGAAGAAAAACAUCAUCAACCACAAAUCUGACUUUGAUUGGAAUGACUACAUAGAGUUCGAUGUGGAUUCUAUGAAGGACGAAAAACUCAAGAUUCUGAAACAAGAAAUUGAAAAACAUCUCGAAGGUAAUAAAGAUAAGUUCGCACCAAGUUAUAGUUGGGUGGUGGUGACAACAAACGAUACCAUCAAGAUAGCUGUAUAUAUCAGACAUAUUGUGCACCUUCAAAAUAGCACGAACUUUGAAUGUCUCAAGGUGAAGCACAAGUUACGAUCUGACUUCGUUCUCUAUGUUAAAAACCUCAUGGAUCAAUAGGAAGUUGGAGACCAGAAUCUUCAGGUUAAUCUUUUGAUAAAUGUCAAAAUCUUAAAUCAAUGGAAGUGAAUGCUGAAAGGUUUACUAGGUCUCAAUUUCACCUUAUUUUCAGAGAAAUCAGCAGAAGAGCAUUCCCAAGAAACAAAAAAUGUAACAGCUUAAGCUGUAUGUGGUUGAAUAGAAAUGUUUUCAACGUAAAUUUAGACAUUUUCCGGGAAAAAGACACUUGUAAAAGAUUUGUUAUUGAAAGGAAAUGUUAAAGGUGAAUUGAGAAGCGAAAAUGGAGAAAAUAGGACGGAUAGGGUGAGAGAAAAAAAGAGGGAGAUAUGUACAGAGGAAAAUGUGUUCGAGGUUUACUACUAUUGCUGUCGUUGUUUUACUGUAUUGCUAAGCAGGGCAAUCUGUCAAUCUUAUUUCAUAUCAACUAAAUUUGGUUUUCACUAUCAAAGCCUUGAAAUUCUAAUUUGGGUAU
Beta vulgaris subsp. vulgaris (sugar beet) is the source of this 1469-nucleotide messenger RNA. RefSeq names its product mechanosensitive ion channel protein 10. Gene Ontology annotation, biological process: detection of mechanical stimulus; transmembrane transport; monoatomic anion transport. The transcript is spliced from 5 exons. The record is from RefSeq and is a predicted model, not a curated record. The coding region runs from base 152 to 997 and encodes 281 amino acids. Gene Ontology annotation, cellular component: plasma membrane. Gene Ontology annotation, molecular function: mechanosensitive monoatomic ion channel activity. NCBI's taxonomy places the organism in Eukaryota, Viridiplantae, Streptophyta, Magnoliopsida, Caryophyllales, Amaranthaceae.